This is a messenger RNA of Podospora anserina S mat+, 2436 nucleotides long. RefSeq lists its product as uncharacterized. Bases 1 to 2436 code for a protein of 811 amino acids. The transcript is spliced from 3 exons. NCBI's taxonomy places the organism in Eukaryota, Fungi, Ascomycota, Sordariomycetes, Sordariales, Podosporaceae. The record is from RefSeq and is a predicted model, not a curated record.
AUGCUACGGACAGAACAGCCCAGGCAGAGGGAUUUCAAGAGGAGAACUGGGGCUGUGGGAAGGACAUCAGAUACUAUGCCUAUGAUGUGGGACAGGGUACAGCUACUCGAUCAAGGGAGGUCCGCCUCCCCCACGGCCGCCUCGAGAAUUUCUGGAGUCUCACCUUGCCUGCCGUGUUGCUGUUUUGUGGGCUCGGCUGCAGCGAGCUUUUUUUGGGCAACUACAGCGCCUCAUGCUUACCUACACACGAACCCAGUCGGGCGGCUUGACUUCACCUGGACACCUAUUUUCAAUUACUUCUUCCUUCAUUCCAGUCUCUUGCCAUCCACCGCAGCUGACUGCAUCCGACUUCGCUUCCCCAUUGCUAACAGAGUCACGUUGUGCUGCAGUGAGACAUCUGCUCCCCGCGCAGCAAUACAAGAGCCACCUCCCCGCAACCCAGCUCGAAUCAAGGUCCGCACCUCCACCUACCGACCACCGUCGUCUGUGUAUUCUCAAGACGCACAGGCACCACCGCCAGCCUCGAACUACACAGUAACCGUGGCUACCAAGUACGGCUACCGCUACGGCGGCGGCGGCGGCGGGGCGGAGGAGAUCUCCCCGCCAAGUUCUCCGGAGCCCGACUCUGAGGGCGUGAAGCGCUUCUUGCCCGGCGAUGUCUCCCCAAUAGAGGAGGACGAUCACGCAGCAGCUCUUCUCCAGCAGCACCCGGCUUUCCGCAACAACGGUGCUCAGAAUGACCACUCGAGACGGGAGCAGACGCCCACCCCCGAGACAGGCAGGCAGUCGCCUCGCCGGGCUCCCAACAGCCGUGGCGGUGGUGCUACCAGUAUUCCCAUGAUGCGUAGGGAACGGAGGAAGCAGUCAGGUACCGUCAUGCGCGAGCCAAACUCUACUAAUCGGGACCACCCACCACGUCAAGAACCAACCCGCUGGAAUCGGCUGACAGGUGAACCGACGGCGGCUGACCGUGCUCGGCCGUCUCAAGGGCCUCCUGCCGAAUGUUCUCAAGGUCUGGGAAUUACAGCAACUGCCUGGGCAUCCCCGCAGACCAGUCCUACACAAGCGCCUCCAUCUUUCGCUGACAGAGUGCGGAGGAUUGCCAAGAAGGCUGCUGCUGGCCGGGAGAGAGAGCCUCAGCAUGACACAGAUCCCGCUGCGGGCGCCUUCACAUCAAACCGCCCUGGUUGGCGAGGUGCGAGCGGCCGAACUGCCAUCGUUGAGCCCGUCCACGACACUCCUGAAGUUGCACCCCUGAGGAUCCCCGAGAAGAGCAGCAGGAGAACUCUUACACCAGUACAAGCAGACAAACCAAGGCCUGGCAUCUCACUAGGGGGUGUGCCACGGCGAGGACAAACCCCACCCAUCAGCCCUCCCGCAACUGAAACGUCCACAGUCAGGGCCGGCUUGCGGGAGACGUCGCACAAUGUCGUGCACACUCCGUCCCAGCUGACUCCCCCGACGGCCUACCUCCAUUCAGAGAAUGCGCAGAGCUACCCGAGCCCGCCGCUUUCGAGCACUCCGCUCAGCGGGGGGGAUGCACCAGCCAUGGCUGCCAGACAGCUCUCCAGGGAUGUCGUCCCCAGCAUGGCCGCACUCCCCAGCCCCGAGUUUAACAGCCCGCACGAGUCCAACGUGAUUCGCAGAAAGCCACCUCCGGUACAUACUCACCAUCAACACCAAGACUCGGUCUCCUCUGUCUACUCGCAACCACCUCGAGGACCACUGCACACUUCCCCGCUCACUAUUCCUGAUAUUGCCCCGCCGGCUACCCUAGCGGCCAACAACGACACCUACGUCCAGCCUCCCUCUCGCUUCAGCAUAACCACAUACGCCACCAGCCACACGGGUACAACCCGGGACGACGGCGACGAGCUAGUUGACGAGGACCAGCCACCUGUCCCCUCACUCCCAGUCGGCCUCCACCACGGCGGCAAGAUCGGCCCGUCCUCUGACAACAGCCCGGUGACGUCUCCGAUCGACCAGUUCAUGACGUCGCCUUUUACCACCCAUACGGAGCAGUUGAGGAUGGUAAACCCAGCUGUUGCCCGUGCGCAGGCCAUUGAACGCCCCAGUUCUCGUGCUUCAGACAUCAACAAGUCUCUCCCUCCAGCACCACCCGAGGGUGAAGCCCAGGAUCGUGUCGGGUUGCUGAAUGCCCAGUUGAGAGCGUUGGCAAACAGGCGAAUCAACAUCAACAGGUCCAUUACCCAGAUGACGGAGAUGAUGCCGACGGACAAGCUGAUGAACAGCGAGGAGGUGAUUAGAAAGAGGGAAAUCGAAAAGAAGAAGGUAGAGGCGCUGAAGCAGGAGUUGUCUGAGGUGCAGAGGGAGGAGUAUGAACUGGGCUUGAAGCUGCACCGGGCUUACAAGAGGCUGGAUAGGGAUAACGAGUUUGAGCCGACGGGGUUGUGGGUGAGGAGAGUUACGAACUAG